AUGCAACAAAAUCACCACCCAUAUGGGCAACACCACCCUCUGCCCGUGCAGCCUCCUCAGAGACGGCAUGAUGGUUCAUAUGCUCCUGUUCUGCCUCCUAUGAGACCUCUCCCGGGGUAUCAGCAGUUCUACCCGCAGCAGAUGGGGCCUAUGAUCCCUCAGUAUCCUCAACAAUACGCCCCCAACUGGUAUGGCUAUCCGCAACACCCUAUGCAUCCUAUGCAUGCGAAUCGAGCGCCAUAUUAUCCUCAGCAUCCGAUCCCUGCCCAUCAAUAUGGUCCGCCUCAUACACCUUUGAUGGUAUCGCCACAGCAGCACACCCAGGCUUCUCCUCGGCCUCUACACAUCCCAGGCGCAAUUCCCGCACAACAGCCGCCGAGUUCUGCGUCGACUGCGUCCGCCACAAUGGUGCAGGCGCCCCCCUCUCCACCUCUUAGUACUACAAGCACAGUGAACACAAGAAAGACACCUGUCUCGCCCUCAAUAUCACCCGCACCAGAAAGAAUCCAAAGUCCUCUUGUUGAGACACCGCGGGAGCCAUUCCAUCCACCGGUCCCAUGGCUGUCUUUUGAAGAUGGAGCUUUCCCUCCGCGGGCACCCCGCCAGAAACGACGCAUCCUUCGUUCAAUGCUUGCCACAGAACCGGUUGUCUAUCCUGCCGUUGAGCGACCGUCUGAAGAUGCUCUUGACCAGGAGAUAUCACAAGCAGCACCUGUCGCUGAAGAGAAGGGUGCUGAACCAGUCGAACAGGCAACUACACAAUCCUCAACACCGUUGCCAUCAGAUGUACCCUCUGAUGCUGCCUCCACCCAGCCCACCACUCCCUUGUCCGCCGUCCCUGCUUCAUCAAGCACUUCUCAACAGACGCCUACCCAACCCAAAGUACGACCAGUAGCUCCUGUGCUACCAGCAGUGCCAAUUCUUCCUCCUAGUCCUUCAGCAGCACGCCGAACACACCGUGAUUCUACUGUUUCAACCCAAUCCAAGACAUCACAGCCGGUACAAGCGUCCGCAGAGCAAACCCAGCUCCAGACUACCACUAGUGGAACAAGCGACACCAAAUCAGUUGCUGAACAAACUGAUCCAAAUGUCGCGCGACCUCCAGCACCGAAGUCCUGGGCAAACCUCUUCCGCUCUAAUGAACCGCAGACUGUGUCAGCGAACACGACUACUUCUAACCCAGCCUCCUCUGUCUCUGGAGCAGGAAAGAUUGAAGCUCUCUCUGAUGUGCUCAACGACAUUAACUCUGUUGCUGACGCACCGAGCAAGAUCUCCUUCUUGAAACCCCGUGGCCUGGUGAACACUGGAAACAUGUGUUACAUGAACUCUGUGCUGCAACUUCUUGUUUUCUGCAUGCCUUUCUAUGACUUCCUGGCAAAAGUGGCCCAGCGAGCCACACAUGCCUUUAAAAGUGAUACGCCUUUGAUUGAUGCCAUGAUCUUGUUUAUUCAAGAAUACCCCGUCAUCUGCUCGGCCCCUUCUGUCGAGCAACUGCGGUUGCGAUUGAAAGCCGAAGAUUACGAAAACUAUGGGGACUCAUUCAUUCCUGAAUAUGUUUACGCCGCCAUCAAGGAUCUCCCGCGGUUCCGGGAAAUGCGCCGGGGCCAUCAACAGGACGCCCAGGAAUUUCUUGGGUUCUUGUUGGAAGAAUUGCACGAGGAAUGUGCUCGUGUCAUGAGGUCCACCACCUCGUCAAGCUCUGGCAGAACAACUCCCGCCGGCAGUGUCUCGAAUGCCUCGGAGCAUGCUGAGGGCGACAGCGGUUGGAUGGAGGUGGGACACAAGCAGAAGCCUGCCAUCACCCGGUCAUCUGGGGCUACCUCAAGCGAUUCGCCAGUGCUCAAUAUCUUCGGGGGCAAACUUCGAUCCGAGCUCAAGGUCUCUGGCAACAAGAUGUCGGUCACACUGGAGCCCUACUCCCCUUUGCAGCUAGAUAUCGGUUCACCUCAAGUGCACAACAUCAUUGAUGCUCUCAAGGGACUGACUCGUCCCGAAACCAUGCAAGGAGACUUCUACACACCAAGGGGACAAAAGGCGACUGCGACGAAACAGAUCUUCAUCGAAACCCUUCCUCCAGUAUUGAUUCUCCAUCUCAAGCGAUUCCACUACGACAACACCACAAAACGCGUGGAGAAGAUUUGGAAGAAGAUUGGGUAUCCCCUUGAGCUGGAAAUUCCCCGGGAAGUGUUCCCUACGCAAGCCCGGAACAAAUUCAUUGCUCAUGGUGGAUUGCCCAAAUACAAGCUGACCGGGGUGAUCUAUCAUCAUGGUAAGAACGCUAAUGGCGGGCAUUACACUGUUGAUAUUCGUCGUCAAGAUGGCCGCGAGUGGAUCCGCAUGGAUGACACGUUGCUGCGACGUAUUCGCGCCGAGGAUGUUGCUGAGGGUGGCAGUGAGGAAGAUCCGAAAGUUCUUGCCGCAGCUUUGGAACGACAUGACGCUGGUGGUAAUCGGUUCGAACAGAUCGAAGGAGACGAAGAGGAUGAGGAGGCUGCGGACAAGGUCUGGAGUCAAGUUAACGGUCAUUCGAGGACCAAGUCGACCAUGAGUGCCGUGGUUAAUGGUGCUGGCACGCCCGCCAAAGACUCGUCUGGGAAGCAAACUCCGAACCCGAGAUAUGCCGUCAAGGACAACAAGGUUGCUUAUCUGUUGUUCUACGAACGCAUCUCGAAUUGA
Molecule: messenger RNA, 2676 nt
Organism: Capronia coronata CBS 617.96
Lineage: Eukaryota; Fungi; Ascomycota; Eurotiomycetes; Chaetothyriales; Herpotrichiellaceae
Product: ubiquitin thiolesterase
Exons: 3
Coding region: 1-2676 (891 amino acids)
Biological process (GO): protein deubiquitination
Cellular component (GO): cytosol; nucleus
Molecular function (GO): cysteine-type deubiquitinase activity; cysteine-type endopeptidase activity
Source: RefSeq, a predicted model, not a curated record